GUGAAGACGCCCGGCCCGACCGUGCUUACACCACCACAUAAUAUAUCUUCUUGUUUAAAAAUAUAUCUACGUCAAUACCAGCAUCAUACAUCACCGUGCAGUUUAUUUUUCGACAUUUUAUCGGCAAUCGGAACUGCGCGAAGCAUUGAAAAGAAUAUUUUGUGUUAAAGAAUAUUUAUGACAUUCUUUUCACUAAAGAGAUCAAAAGUUGAAGUGUUUAUUUUUACCAAAAUGUAAAUAGGUGUAUCUUUGUAUAUCUCUGACGAAACACGCAACUUAAAGUCUUAUUAAAGGUUUUAUGUUAAGUUCUUUUUUGUUGUUUUCGGUAUCUGUUCCCCUGUCGCUCAAAAUUUACGUAGUAGAUACGUAUUUUGUCUAAUGAGGUACGAAAAUAAACCACCACGCGCGCAGUUGUAUAUCUUGUACGCGAUUUAUUUUUAAUGCAACGCGCUCGCAUUGGCGUUCGCGUUCGAGUUAGCGUUCUUGACGUAUAUUUUCUGAGUGCAGCAUCGGUGCCAAAGUCGUAGGUACACAUAUCUGAAUGCGUGCUUGGCCCCCCAUCAUAAUAACAGAGAGAGAGUGAACAAUAUUUUUCAUAACCUACAACAUACUUUGCCAAUCGAAGAAACAUUUAGUGUAAAAAGUUCACUAACCUACACCUUAAAAGUUGGGGCACUUAUUCGUAUAUGUUCUGAAAUAGUUUUUUAGAAAUAGGACUGCACCAUUCUUUCAAACUCUCCCUCCAACGGAAUAUUGUUUUGAGUUGCAAAGCAUAUGCGUUAUAAUUUUUGACCAAAAUAGAAGUGAUUUUAAAAAAAAAAAAAUUCAGAAUUCAGUGAUUUUGUUUUGAUACUCGUAGUUUGAAUAUUUUUAGUGUUUUUCGUGUUGGAGUUUUUGUGGUGUGUGAGCUCAUAAACUAUAGUUGAUAAUAAUAUUUACGUCAUAUUACGUGUGAUUGAUGUUAAAAGUUUUUCAUUUUUUGACAUUCCGUUUGAACACACCAAAUAUUGUUAUAGUGUUGCCCCAAAACCAAUUAUUUCGUGUGUUGUAGAAAAGUUUAAGAAAAGUAAAAGUGUUUCAUUUUAAAAAUAUUAUGGAUACGCGAAUGGUAGUUUUGCUUUUUUGGUGCACUUACAGUCCCAAGCUUCUAAAUUCGGUUGUAUUCGAUGGAUCCAACAAAAGCAAUAGUAACAACAACGAGAUUGCAGCUGAUGAAGUAAAUUCCAUGCAUGUCGACGAAAAUAUCUGGAAUGCUAAAACCAUUCAGACAUUGAUUUUGUCAGGAACGGAUGCAGAAGUCACCACUAAAUCUUCGCCAACUCCCAAAAUAUCCUUUGAUCGAGAGGGAGAUUUCCAGCAAAUUGCAAGAAGUAAUUUAGUAAGGCAUUUAAGAGAUACACACAGCGCAGAUGAUGCUGAUGAUGAUGAUGAUGAUGGACAUCUUCGUAGACACACACUCGACGACGACGACGUAAAGGAGGGAAUUCCAUUAACUUCUCAGCAUAGCAUAAAGAUUGACGACGAUGAAAACGAUGGUGGGGAUAAAGAUGGUGAUAGCAACGGAGAUGGCGUUAGCAAUGGCGAAGGCGAUGGCGAUGGCAUUUUGAAUGAUUCGCCCAUGACCAAGUAUGGCAGUUCAUAUCCAUAUCCAACGCCACCUAGAAGACAAUCACCAGAAAAGCUUAUGUAUACAAAGGAGAUUAUGUUGAAGCAGGGCAGACUUAAGGGCAUUGUAAGGAGUAUGCAUCCACAAACUGGAUUAAGGGAUGUCGACCAAUAUCUUGGGUUACCUUAUGCAGAAGCUCCAGUGGGCAGUAGAAGAUUUAUGCCACCAGGAACACCACUUCCAUGGCAAGGAUUAAAAAUAGCCCGACAUUUGCCAUCAGUGUGUCCACAAAAAAUUCCAGACAUAUCAAACGGCAGUGUUAAAAUGUCCAAAGGACGAUAUGAACAGUUAAUACGACUCUUACCGUAUCUUAAAACUGAAAAUGAAGACUGUCUUUAUUUAAACGUUUAUGUACCAAGUGGAGAUGGAAUAGAUCACAUCCAUAAGUAUCCGGUAAUAGUUUACUUGCACGGAGAAUCUUUCGAAUGGAAUAGUGGCAAUCCUUAUGAUGGAUCUGUGCUUGCUAGCUACGGGCAAGUGAUAGUAGUGACAGUGAACUACAGACUGGGAGUAUUGGGGUUCAUGAGACCUGGAAUUAAUGACGAUACCGUAAGUAAUUUUGGCCUAUUAGACCAAAUUGCUGCAUUACAUUGGAUAAAGGAGAAUAUUGAAGUAUUUGGUGGUGAUAAAAAUAGUGUCACACUAAUGGGACACAGCACAGGAGCUGUAUGUGUUAAUUACUUGAUGGUAUCACCUGUUGCAUCCGGACUCUUUCAUCGAGCAAUUUUGAUGUCUGGUUCAGCAAUGUCCGAUUGGGCUGCUUCGAAUAAUUCACUACAAUUGACUAUGCAAAUAGCACAUAAGCUUAACUGUCCCCUAAAUGAUGGUAAUGAAGAAUUGCUGACUUGCUUGCGAUUGAAACGAUAUGAAGACAUUCAGAAAAUACCAACUGCCUUUUCUCAGUUCUCAACAUCUUUGGGUCCCAUCGUUGAUGGAAAUGUUAUUCCAAAUCAGCCGUAUAAAGAUAUGAGCCAGUAUACAGAACUAUUCAGCAGAUAUGAUUUAUUAUUUGGCAUGACAGAGGUUGAGUCCUAUCACACGUUAAAUGCACCACAACUGGAAGAUGGAAUACAGGAGCAGGAGCGAGAUAAUUUAUUGCGUUUUUACAUGCAAAGUCGUUUUGACAUUCGUCCAGACCUUGCAUUGGCUGCAACACUUAAAAAGUACACGGAUAUGUAUAACAAUCCUAUUAAAGCAUCCAGCCUGGAACACCGAGAUGUUGUGUUAGAUAUUUUAUCUGAUGCUAGAGUUGUUGGACCAUUAAUUCAGACAGGACUAUUUCAUGCGGAUGUGAAUCCGAGAAACUAUAUGUACGUGUUUGGGCACAAUAGCGCUGCUGGACCACAUUCAAACCUGCCACAUAGCAUAACUGGUGAAGAACUAGCUUUUGUAUUUGGAGCACCAUUGGCCCCAGCAGGACCCUUUCACAAUAAAUACAAUGCACAAGAGAAACUUCUUUCAGAAGCUGUGAUGUCUUAUUGGACUAAUUUUGCUAAAACCGGAAAUCCAAAGGCUCCAUGGAAGGGAACAUUUAUUAACUUGCAUGCACUGGAGUGGGAUCGAUAUGACUUGGAUUGGCCUGAAUUCAACAAAAGAAAUCAAUGUUACAUUAAUAUUGGUAUCCCUCCUUCAAUCGGCUACAAAUACCGUUACGAAUACAUGAAUUACUGGAACAAGGAACUCCCCAAUGAACUGAAUCAAAUAGGGAAUAUUCAACAGCAGCCUUAUAUUCACACAUUUUCAAAUUUACCCAAUCAAGUAUCUAGAAGUGGGACAUCGAUUUUUCCAAACGAAGUUGUUAACGGUCGUAUGAGUAAAUUUCCUCCCUCACACACCGACCACAAUACCGAUGAUCCACAGAGAACUCUAAGAUUACUCUUGCAGAAGUCACAUCCCUCAGCGAUUACAAAAGAAACUGCUGACAAUAUGUACAACGCACCACCAACCUUCGGAGUUGUAUACCGUGAAAAACAAGAUGAAGAAACCCUCACAACUACUUUAUCUACAAUCAUAUCUACACAAUCUUCUGAUGAUAAGGAAGUUGCAAAAUCAGAAAGUACAAUGCACCUCCUGAUAGGACUUAUAGCAGUUUUUAUCGUACUCAAUGUCAUCAUCUAUUCAACAUUUCUUAUUCAAAAGAAAAAAAAACACACCAUCAUGGGACGAAAACUUGGAAUUCUUUCAUACGACGGUACAACUGAUGACGAACUAAAACGUUCGAAAAAUAACGAUGGCGAAGACAGUUACGUAUUAGAUAUGGUCCGUAAAUCAAAUACCUAUGAAGCAGUCAAAACAAAUCAUUCCCCAAUAAAUGGCUUCAAAAUCACGCGCCAAUUAAGCUCUAGCACCAUGGAUGCCCACACCAAAGUUUGUGAUUGGAUGUCACAGGAAAAUGCAGCAAAAAGCAGCCCCAAAAGUUCCAAAAGAAGUUCUUCUCCCACAUUCUCGUUUCGAAGCAAAAACUUUUUUAAACGACCAGAAAAGGUUAGUGUGGCAAUCGAUGCUACUCCACAAGCCCGCAGCAACAGUGUGUUGCGCCAGGAGCCAAUCGAAGUAACCAAACUCAAAUCUGACAACCCCCGUAACUUAAUAAUAUGCCAAGAAGUAGACGUUGACACUGACCUCAUUACAGAAGACUCUAUUGAUUCGAGUUGUUUCAACACCAGCGCUAGCGCUAGUUUCUCCAUGUUAGCUCAACAAACUAACCCCGCCGCUACCAUUGACGCCACAACCGGCGACAUUAGUUCAGCCGAAGAGCAGGGGUUGCGCAUAGAUCACAAACACUCGCGUUCCGACCCAGUUGAUAUGUACUACAGUGUGCACGGCCACGACGAGAAAGUCACCAGUUUCAUUAACGAAGACAUUAAUGUUACCUGCCGUGAGCCAAACUCUGCAGAGAAGUAUCCCCUGACACAGGAACAGCAGAUAUACGCCAUUAAACGUCGUAACUUUCCCAAAGUUCUGCCCAACUAUCCGUGUGAUUCAUUUGGAAACCAAAUUGUAGCACAAACCACAGCAGCUUCUCUGGCUGCCACUGUGCCAGGAACUAAUGACCGACAAUCGAAUAACUUUAAGAGAAACUCGUUGCCGCCGAACAGUUUUACGCCCAAUCAAAUGGGUAAAAUGCCACCAAUGCCACCACCAAGAACUAUAUCCACUCUCGGUCGAAGGCCGCCAUCCUUGCGACGGCAAAGUCACAGCAUAACCACUUCGCCGGUGAUGCUAGCAAAGGAUUGCUCCGAAGAGGAGGAACCAGAAAUCACCCAAAAUACCCUCAUAGUCGGUCCGAUUAUACCAAAGAAUCUGGAAAGUAAUUAUUCCACAGUGAGUAAAAAGAAACCAAGCCAUCUUGGACUUGAGCCUGGUAGAAUCAGUAAAAAUUGCACUUCCGCAUCAGCACCGGUAACUCCAUCAUCGGUCGACCAUGCUGAUCCCUUGUCGGAGGGUAAGCUAAACGCCCAACGGCAAUCAGGAAUACGGCAAUCCGGAAUGGUGUCUUUGCCUUCGUCAUCGUCGACAUCAGUUUGCAGCACUUUCCAGCCAACAACGCAUGCAUCACAUCACACAGAGGCAACUUACACUAUCCAGCCCCGCGUCACGGAUUUGACGCCGUUGGUAAUUAAACAAAGUAUGCAAGCAAUGUCUGCAAUGGAUAAGUCAAAUAUUCCGCGGGUGCACAUGACCAGUGGUGGCUCCACUCCUCCAUCAAUUCGUAAAACUACAACACCCACAACACCCACAGCAGCAGCAGCAGCAGGUUCAGUCAGUGGAAAUUGUGGUUCUGUUGGAGGCUAUGCCUCGCGAAUACCACAGAAGAGAGGAAAUCCAACUCAUAUUCCAUCCUCAACAUCCAACAGUUCAUCAUCGUUACAGGGAACUACAGAUUUGCCCAACAACACACAGCAAGCUACACCUGCAGCAGCCACAAUCAGCGCAGCAGCUGCAAGUCUAGAAAAUUCCAAACAGCAAUCAUCAUCAUCAUCAGUGAAUUCGUCUUCAUCGUCGUCAGAUGAUACUUCAUCGAGUACGGGAACUGUCAGAACUGAACUUAAACAAAAGUAGUAAUCACAAUAACUCCGAUAACGAUUAUUGUUAUCUCUUAAUUUUCCACUUUGCUCACACAUUCGCUUCCCUUAUCGGAUCACAAAUGUCUUUAAGCAUAAAUUAACUUUUUAAAACAACAGUGCAGUCAGAAAUUGUGGGUUUUUCCUUUUGGUAAAGUUAGCAAAUUAAAAUUAUCUGGCAACUUUCUAUUCUUAUGUAAAAGUACAAAUUAAGUUAAAGUUUCUUUCAUAAUUUUUAGUAAAAUUGUUUUGAGUUUCCUUAAAUGUCAAAUAUUCUUGAUUUAGCAUCGAAAGCAAUUACAAUUUAAACAAACACUCUUAUUUCGAGCAUGAACUAUAAAUAAUUAUAAA
Eupeodes corollae is the source of this 6081-nucleotide messenger RNA. RefSeq lists its product as uncharacterized. Gene Ontology annotation, cellular component: postsynaptic membrane; synapse; cell surface. Gene Ontology annotation, biological process: modulation of chemical synaptic transmission; synaptic vesicle endocytosis; neuron cell-cell adhesion. Gene Ontology annotation, molecular function: neurexin family protein binding; signaling receptor activity. NCBI's taxonomy places the organism in Eukaryota, Metazoa, Arthropoda, Insecta, Diptera, Syrphidae. Bases 1094 to 5728 code for a protein of 1544 amino acids. The transcript has 11 exons. The record is from RefSeq and is a predicted model, not a curated record.